UAUUAUACAGCAGUCGAACUCUGAGCACAAUGUUGUUGUUCCUGAAAUAUAUUUAUUAGACUCAUUAGAAUUAAACUCUAACUCAGUAGAUAAUAUUAAAAAUACUCAAAUACAUACAGAACAUUAUGGAAAUAAGCCAAGGAGA
Messenger RNA from Racocetra persica, 145 nucleotides. NCBI's taxonomy places the organism in Eukaryota, Fungi, Glomeromycota, Glomeromycetes, Diversisporales, Gigasporaceae. The record is from the annotation of a GenBank genome assembly.